Molecule: messenger RNA, 1959 nt
Organism: Coturnix japonica (Japanese quail)
Lineage: Eukaryota; Metazoa; Chordata; Aves; Galliformes; Phasianidae
Gene: PRR19
Product: proline rich 19
Source: RefSeq, a predicted model, not a curated record
GGGAGGACGCGGCCUAGUGGCCGUUGGCGGCGUGUGCAGGGGGCGGCCGGGGGGCGGUGGGCCCGGAGCGGGGCCCGGAGGGACCGGGGGAGGCCUCCGUGUCCCCCAGUCACGGUCAUGAGCCAGCAGCGAGGCCGAGUUGAUGCCGGGGACGCUGUCCGAGAGCUGCAGGCCGGGCCCGGCCGCCUCAAGCGCCGCAAGACCAGGGGCGAGCGUAACAGGGCCAAGUUCGGGCCCAGCUUGCGUGGCUCCAGGUGGAGGGGGGGCAGGAAUCCCUGGGGAGGCCUCGCUCCGCCCCGCCCCGCUCAGCCCCUGCACAGCCCCCUGCCGCCACCACGGCCCGUCAUCAUCACACAGCGGCGCCUCUGCCGCCCCCGGGGGCUGCUCGGCCGAGGGGUGGCCUCCAUGGACAUCAAGCGGUUGUUGGAGGGUGGGCAGGGGGCAGAGCCCCCCCCACCGCCUCCCGCUGAGGACAUCCUUCCGGAGUCCCCCCGGCCUGUCAAGGGGAUGGAGAAGGACGGGCAGAGGUCACCCUCCCCUCCGGAUAACCCCGCAGAUAAAGCGGCUGGUGACAGACAGUCCCUCGGCACAGUGAGCUCAGCCCGGGGUCUGGCUGCCCGCCUGUGUGCCCUUCUGCCUCAGCCCCCCGAGUUCUGGGGCCGUGUGCUGGCAGAGGAGAGACGCCGUGCAUUGCUGGCCAUCCUGCUGGAGCAUCACCGCACCCUGCCUGACCUGGACACGCUCCUUCCCCACAAAAGCACGGGGACUGCAGGGGGACUGUCCCACACACAGCCCCCUGUGCCAUCACCUGCCUCACACCCACCCCCAGGGCUCAGCACUGCUGAAACUGAGCUGCUUCCCCAGCCCAUGCAGAGCAGGGACACAGCACUCCAUCACAGCCACCCCCCUACACCCCCACAGGUCGUCACUCAGUCACCAACUUCUCUGUCCCAGAUCUCUCCUCCCGUUUUCAGUACUGAGACGAAGAAGAGGCAAAGCUUGUUCCCCUGGAUGUCAGAGGAUGAGGAUGAGGAUGAUGCACAUCCUGAAAACCCAGCUCCUCAGUUCUGGGACCGGACUCCCCCACCACCAUUCAGGCCCACCCCCCCUGCAUGCUCCCCCAUCUCUCAUCCUCGUGUAAGGCAUUGCACACCCGAACUGGAGCUGCCACCCCAGCCAAGGCAGAGACCACACUACUGCCGCUGCCGUGCCCCCCUGCAAGCUGAUGCUCAGACUCCAAGACCCCCAGCUGUCCUGCCACCCCCUGUUUUUGGAGUGCAGAGGAGGGAGAGGCAGAGCUGGUUCCCCUUGAUGCCAGAGGAUGAAGACGACACACAUCCUGAAAAUUCAGCCCCGUUCUGGGUCCGGACCCCCUCACCACCACUGUUUAGGGGGCGGACCCCACCCCGCAUCCCCUUGAGGGAGCCAGGCUGCACGUGUGGGGUAACAUGGGAUCCCAGGGCAGGGGACGCAGUUGAGGGGCAUGGCCAGAUCCACCAACGGUCCUGUGUACCACAGCGUCACCGGGUGUCACAGCAUCCCUUGUCAGUGCUGCAAACCCCCCCACAGCCCCAUCAGUGCCGUGGGACCAGGCAGACACUCCCUGCCUUGCACAGGGGGGCAUGCCACUGUGCUCCCUCCCCACCACACCACCCCCACAAGCACAGCCCCUGUCCCCACAGCUGGCCGCACCCCACUUCAGACCUCCCCAUGUGCCACUGCUUGCCCUCCACCAGCUACCGGCCGCAGGGCUGCAGGGGGCCAACAGAGUCACGGUGCAGGGGGUGGCACCUGCCCUGCUGCCCCCGCGGCACUGCUCCCCACAGGGCAGGGGAUGGGGACUGCAGCCCUAACGCCCGGUUCUUCCCCUGCAUGUACUGAGGGCGCAGCAGUGCGGAGGAAGACUCGCGUUAUUGGGGUACCCCUCCCUGUGCUCAAUAAAGGCUGUUGUGCCCUAUG